Molecule: messenger RNA, 1042 nt
Organism: Nannospalax galili (Upper Galilee mountains blind mole rat)
Lineage: Eukaryota; Metazoa; Chordata; Mammalia; Rodentia; Spalacidae
Gene: Ift22
Product: intraflagellar transport 22
Exons: 5
Coding region: 99-659 (186 amino acids)
Biological process (GO): intracellular protein transport
Cellular component (GO): endomembrane system
Molecular function (GO): GTPase activity
Source: RefSeq, a predicted model, not a curated record
CACGCAGCCAAUCAGCGCAUACCAUCCGCUCUCUCUGACGCUGCGGGUAUCCCUGCGUACCACAGUAGGUUUCUGCGGGUUCCGGGAGGCGGACAGCCAUGCUGAAGGCCAAAAUCCUUUUCGUGGGGCCCUGUGAGAGUGGGAAAACAGUUUUGGCCAACUUUCUGACCGAAUCUUCAGAUAUCACUGAGUAUAACCCAACACAAGGUGUGAGGAUCCUAGAGUUUGAGAACCCACAUGUCACCAGCAACAACAAAGGCACAGGCUGUAAAUUUGAGCUCUGGGACUGUGGUGGAGACUCCAACAGGUUUGAGUCAUGCUGGCCGGCCCUGAUGAAGGAUGCUCAUGGAGUGGUGAUCAUCUUCAAUGCUGACAUCCCAAGCCACCUGAAGGAGAUUGAGAUGUGGUAUUCCUGCUUUGUCCAGCAGCAGUUUCUCCAGGAUAGUCACUGCAUGCUUGUGGCCCACCACAAACCAGGCUCAGGAGGGGACAAGGGGAGCCUGGCUUUGUCUCCGCCCUUGAACAAGCUCAAGCUGGUACACUCUAAUCUGGAGGAGGACCCAGAGGAGAUCCGCAUGGAAUUCAUCAAGUAUUUUAAAAGCAUCAUUAGUGCCAUGUCAGAGAGCAGAGACCGGGAGGAGCUGCUCAUCAUCACCUAAGCCCUGCCCCUGUCCCAAUGACGCCAGCAGCCUGUCCCCCUCCUCCUGAUGACGUCAGCUUCCUUCUGCAGGCAGAACUGAAAUCCAUUCAGUUGAUCAAGCUGUCUUGUCCCUGUGGCUAAAGAAGAAACGUUCUCUAUCUACUAGAAGGUUCCAGUCAGAGCCAGAAGUGAUGGCACACACCUGUAAUCCUAGCACUUUGGGGAGGUGAGGGAGGCUGAGACAGGAGGAUUGAGAGUUCAAGGCCAGCCUGAGCUACAUGAAGAGAACUUGUCUCAACCCUUCUCCCUGUUCAGCUGUCUUAGAUAAACAAUAUCCUUUCAGUGAUCUGCCCAGUGCUGUAUUUUCAUGUUUGAAGUUUUUAAAGAUUUAUUUUUAUUUUA